AUGUCAUUAAAAAGUAAUUCUCAAGAAAAAAUAACUGAUGAUACAAUUCAAGAUGCAUCAUCAAUCAUUGGUGAUUCAUUCCGUAAUGUUAAUCCACAUGAAGUUAGUAUGGUAUCAAUUGGUGUCGGUCCAGAUGUUGUAUCAUCAGUGCAUAGUUUUAUAGAACAGACAACAAAUGAUGAAUGUAAAUAUACAGGUGAUGUUUAUGAGGAAAAAAAACAUGGCAAAGGUGUUUUAUCUUGGGCUGAUGGUCGAACGUAUACAGGCGCUUUUUUUGCUGAUAGACGACAUGGUUUUGGAAUUUUUCAUGUUCCAAAUACUUCAGAAUUUAAAGGUUUAUAUUGUCAUGACGAACGAUUUGGUCCAGGUAUAUUAAUUUAUCAAUCUCUUCAAAGUGCUGAUGUUGGUUUAUGGUUAAGUGAAGAUCUUAUUCGUUUACUUUAUCCUCAUCCCAAACUUAUCUUAGAUAUUCAUAUUACAGAUAAAAAAUGUUCACAUUCAUCUUCAUCAAUUAUACCAUCAUGGUAUUCUCCUGAAGAAUUACUUCGAACUGUAUCAGAUUUUAAUCUUUUAUUAAAAAAGAAAUCUCCAUUAAGUUUUUUAAAUGAUAAUAAAUUUUUAACACGAUUUAUUACUGAACAUCCCGAUGGUGCACAAGAAGCUAUGCAUAAUAAACGUACAGAAUUAGAUGCUUAUUUAUCAAGUAUUUAUGAUAAAAAUGAUAUAAAUGAAUUAAAAAAUCGAAUUUUAAAUGAACGAACUGCCGAUAUUUUCCCACCAAAUGAAACAUAUGAACAACGAUUAUUAUAUAAUUAUGCAAAUAAAUUUUGGCCAUUAAAACAACGAGCAUCAUUUCCUAUUGAUGAUAUUAUUUCAAGUAAACCAAAUCGUUCUUCCUUUCCUAAUCCAGGACCAUUAGAAAAUGCGUCAUUAAAUCUAUUUGAAUUAUCCUAUUAUGGUUAUGAAAAAGAUGUACGUCAUCUUUUAAUGCAACAUCUUGCAUAUGUUGAUGUAUGUGAUUCUCAUGGUUUAACUGCCUUACAUUUUGCAACUUAUAAUAUACAUAUAAAUAUAAUAAGUCUUCUUCUUGAUUUUGGUGCUAAUGUUAAUCAAUUAUCAGAUGAUGGAUUAACUCCACUUAUUCUUGCUUUUCUUCUUUAUUAUGGUAAUGAUCAUCAACAAACAAUUAAUAUAGCAUUAGAACAUGUAGAUCCUAUAAUACCAAAUCCUCGAAUAUUAAUUUCCAAGGAUAAAAAUAAUUCAAUACAAAUAAAACAAGAACCUCCUAUUGAAAAUAAUAUAAGUAUUGUAGAUGAACUUAAAUUACCAACAUUAUUAGAAACAAUGAAAAUAAAUGAUUCAGAAAAAAGCAUUUCAUAUGGAUUUGAAUUAACGGGUGAUCUUCGAGAACGUAUUCGUGAUGAACAAUUUCGUGAAUCUGUUUAUUCUGUGAUAGUUCUACUUCUUCGUCGUGGUGCUGAUCCAUCAUAUAGUGAUUGGCCUUUGCCUGUUCUAAUCUUUGCUGUUCGAGCUGGUGAUAAACAAAUGGUUGAAUUAUUAUUGAAGAAAAAAGCUAAAGUUAAUUGUCGAUUAAAUGCUAUUCGUCAUGCAAGUUUAACUCCAUUACAUGUUGCAUGUGGUUGCUUAUCAUCUAAUGUAAUUGAUAUUGCUCGACUAUUAUUAGAACAUGGUGCUGAUGUUAAUGCAGAAUCAUUUCCUAACAAUCAAGAAUAUUUAACUCUUGUUGAUCCACUUGUUAUUGAAAUCAAUAAAACGAAUAAAAAUCAACAAAACGGUCGUACACCUUUGCAUAUUGCAUGUACACGAGAAGCAUCAGUCGAUACAUUAAAUCUUAUUCGACUUCUUCUUCAAUAUCAAGCAAAUCCAAAUGCUGUUUGUAAUGGUCAAACACCACUAUCACUUGCUAUUGCUUUAGGCAAUGAAUCUGUAGUUGAUUUACUUCUUAAUCAUGAAACAACUGAUCCAUCGACUGUACUUGGUUAUGGAAAUGGGAAUGCUUUAUGUAUGGUAUUAUCAACAUUUUAUGAAAAUCGUUGGACUUAUCCAAAACGAUUGCAAUUAAUCGAACGUCUUAUGGCAAAAAAUCCUCGAGUUCUUUAUCCUGUACGAUUUGGUCCAAAAAAUCUUCUAGGUUCAGCAGUUGAUUUUGCUUAUUAUAUGUUUUUUGCUGAUACUCGAAUAUCUCAAUCUCCAUAUCAUUCAUUAACAAAUCAAGAACGUAUUAUAUUUAAUCAAAGAAAAGAAUUACUUGCUUUUAUAGCUAAACGAUUUCGCGAAGAAGUAUCGAAAUAUGAAGGAUUCUUACGUUUAUCAACAACAGAUCUUCAGAGUCCUAUGUCAAGUCCUGUUAAUUUAUUAACACAACGCUCAAUUUCACAAAAUCAAUCAAUUAUGACCGAUAAAACUAUUGAUUAUAAUUCAAAAUUAACGGGAGAAUUUCGUUAUUGUGGUACAUGUGGUCGAAAUACAGGUGUACGACUUGCAGCUUGUAAACGAUGUCAAAAAACAUCAUUUUGUUCUAAACCAUGUCUCGUUAAUGGAUGGAAUACAUUUCAUCGAUAUGAAUGUCGUCAAUCAGCAAGUCGAUUAAGUAGACCAUAUACAACAACAAAUAAUAUGGCGUCGAGAAAUAAAAAUCCAGAUGGUGAAUUAUUUAAAGAUGGUGUUUUAUUACUUAAAAAUCCAAGUAAAACUAAUGAGAAUAAUCGAUUACCACCGGUUUCAAAAAUUUUACGACAAAAUCGAAUGAAGAAACGAAUCAAAUCUGCUUCCUUAGAAGGUAUUGAAUUAUCAUGGAAUCCUACAUACAAUGCACCAGAAAACUACAGUUUCAAUUAA
This is a messenger RNA of Adineta steineri, 2859 nucleotides long. The record is from the annotation of a GenBank genome assembly. NCBI's taxonomy places the organism in Eukaryota, Metazoa, Rotifera, Eurotatoria, Adinetida, Adinetidae.